Messenger RNA from Daphnia magna, 700 nucleotides. RefSeq names its product pro-resilin. The transcript is spliced from 3 exons. The record is from RefSeq and is a predicted model, not a curated record. The coding region runs from base 133 to 486 and encodes 117 amino acids. Lineage: Eukaryota; Metazoa; Arthropoda; Branchiopoda; Diplostraca; Daphniidae. Gene Ontology annotation, cellular component: extracellular matrix.
AUAACAAGAUCGCCAACAGCAAUGUUGGGUGUGUUCGGCCGUUCAGAUCUUGUAUAUAAAGGCCAAUGGAAAUGGAUUGAAAACACAUCAGUUCGAUUGUAGAACAACUAGAACAAAUUCCACUAAGCAACAAUGAACAAGUUUAUCGUUUUGGCCACUUUGAUCGCCGCGGCUGUUGCUGCUGACCUUCCAGCUUAUGGCAAGCCUUCCUACCCUGCUGCUGGUUAUGCUAAACCCGAAGAAUAUGCUCCGAUGCCGUACAGCUUUGAUUGGAACGUCAAGGAUGAGCCAAGCUACAACGAUUUCGGACACAAGGAAACCAGUGACGGCAAAGUCGUGACCGGAUCUUACCGCGUUGUCCUGCCCGAUGGCCGCACUCAGAUCGUGACCUACAAAGCCGACGAGAACGGAUACGUCGCCGACGUGAAAUACGAAGGCGAAGCCAAAUACCCCGCACCCGAAUACAAACCGGCCUCUAAAUAUUAAAUGAACUUCAAUUACAAGCAGAUUCUUUCUUUUUAAUAUUUAAAGAAUCCCGCUCACUCAUCACACACACACACACCAAAUUGAUCGGCUAAAAAUUUCCCAUUUCCGGAACCCAAUUUUCUUCUGUCAAUUCGAACUUUGGAUAAUUUAUUUUCUUUUCAACAUGUAAAACGACCAUUGUGAAUACACAAACCCACAGAUUGUAUAAUAAUGA